Molecule: messenger RNA, 2585 nt
Organism: Pseudomyrmex gracilis
Lineage: Eukaryota; Metazoa; Arthropoda; Insecta; Hymenoptera; Formicidae
Gene: Acsf2
Product: acyl-CoA synthetase family member 2, mitochondrial
Exons: 11
Coding region: 511-2316 (601 amino acids)
Biological process (GO): fatty acid metabolic process
Molecular function (GO): medium-chain fatty acid-CoA ligase activity
Source: RefSeq, a predicted model, not a curated record
UCAUUCAGUAACACACAGAUCAGUCAAAUGGCAAUACCGUCCGCAUUGCAGUGGAACUUCUGCUCGUGAUAUAUUCCGCACUAAACGCAUUAAAUCACCGUAAACGUGCCGGAUAGUGUUUCGUAAUUUAUUUCUCAAUAUCGUGUACGUAUACAUGUGUGAGAGAGAAAGAAAAGAUUUUACUCGUGGGGGAAACUGCUUAUAACGCGUGUGAAGGUUGUACAUCAGUGUGUGCCAAGUGAUUGUAAAGUUAACGUUUUUGUGUUUCUCUCUUCACCCUGACAACUAACAAUUAUGUUAUAGUUCUCGAUUUUUUACUUUAAACGGGCCUGAUGUACUUUCUGCAAUUUUAACCAGUUUGUCACUGAAGAAGAUACAACACAAGGAUCUAAACGUCUGACGUUCUAAAUAAAGUAUUCCAUUACACACAAACAUCAAGUGUUUUGUCUCGUAAUGGGCUUCUAAUUUCUUUACUAAACGUUUCGACAGCAAUCUCAACUUUUUCUUAAAAUGUUUUCUCUCUCUUCGUUGAGUUUGCAACGUAUGUUUGCAUCCGGAAGUUUAAAACACAACUAUUCGCGAUGUUUUUCAAUAUUGCACAUCAGACUCAGAGAGAGACAUCAAGUUCAAAAAGCGAACAUUCAAACGAGGGCUAAUUUGUCUCAAGCAAUCAAGGUCUCUCAUUUGAUCAGUUCAAAUGAUUCACCUUUACUAGACAAAACCAUUGGACAGAUAGUGAGCGAGGCGGUUGCAAAAUGGCCUGCGCGAACUUGUAUAAUUUCGAAUCAUCAAAAUAUUCGUUUAACUUAUUCCGAGCUUCUUCGACGGGUGGAUUCGUUGGCUGCGGGCUUCAAGAAGUUGGGUCUGAAGAAAAACGAUCGGCUGGGUCUCUGGGGUCCGAAUGAUCUCGAAUGGUACUUGACCGCUCUGAGCGCAUGGAGAGCGGGAUUGAUCGCUGUCGCAAUUAAUCCCGCCUAUCAGCAGAAUGAAGUUGAGUACUGUUUGCAAAAAGUUGGCGUGAAAGCGAUCGUCUCUCCCGCCGCAUUCAAAACGCAAAAUUACCCGAAGAUGUUGCUUGCCGCCAAACAAGCGUGUCCUACUCUGGAACAUAUCAUCAUUUAUUCUCCUGAUCACAUAACAGGCACGCGUCGUUUGGCCGACGUCGAAGCUUCGCCAACGCAAGCGGAAGUGGACGCGAUCGCCGCCACGCAAAACGAGAUAUCCUGUCACGACGGAUGCAACAUACAGUUCACGUCCGGUUCCACCGGAAGGUCCAAAGCCACACUGAUUUCACAUAGAAGUCUUGUAAACAACAGCAGGGAGGCUGGAUUAAGGGCAAAGAUAACGUCCGAGGAUACAAUUUGUUUAAAUGUGCCAUUCUUCCACGCUUUCGGAUUGGUAAUGGCUCAAUUAAUGAUGUUCCACACGGGGUGUGUUCUCGUUCUAGAAGGACGCUCUUUCGAUCCGGCGAAAAGCUUGCAGGCGAUAGCCAAGGAAAAGUGUACUAUAACGUACGGAACGCCAACUAUGUGGGUAAACUUACUCGAGGCACAGCAACGAUUACAAUUAUCGAUUGAUUCUCUCAAGGCAGGCACCAUUGGUGGUGCACCCUCUCCUGCUGAACUCUUCAAAAGAAUACGAGGAAUACUUCGCAUCGAGAAUAUGAUGAGCAUAUAUGGUCUCACAGAAACGACAGCUGUAACAUUUCAAUCGUUCCGCGAAGAAGAUAGACAUUUAACAGAAACCACUGUUGGUCAUUUGGGAAACCAUGUCGAAGCAAUGGUCGUCGAUACGGACGGGUUGCCUGUCCCGUUUGGAACACCUGGCGAACUUUGGGUCCGUGGUUAUUGUAAUAUGUUAUAUUACUGGGACGACGAAGAAAACACAAGGAAGACUUUGACGUCGGACAAUUGGCUGAAAACUGGCGACCAGUUUGUUUUGCAAGAAAACGGAUACGGCGCUGUCAUAGGAAGACUCAAAGACAUGCUCAUUCGAGGAGGAGAAAAUAUUUUCCCCAGGGAAAUUGAAGACUUCUUGAUGACUCAUCCGAAAAUAUUGGAAGUGCACGUGAUAGGAGCGUACGACGAGGUCUUCGGAGAAGAAAUUUGCGCGUGCAUUCAACUUCGCGAGGGCGAGAAAAUGACAAAGAAUGAACUGAAAGAUUAUUGUAAAGGCAAAAUAGCACAUUUCAAAAUACCACAUUACGUCGAAUUCAUAAAUGAAUAUCCCAAGACGACUAGUGGAAAGAUUCAAAAGUUUCGGUUAAAAGAACAAAUGGAAAAUAGAGGUGUAAUACCGGCAAAACCACGGAAUUAGUUAAUUUUUAUAAUUAUAGAUACUUGUAUAAUUUUAAUUUCAAUUUUUUAUAUAAAGAAUGUAAGUUUAUUUAUAAUAACAUAUUGACUAUAAAAAGAAAAUAAUUAUCAAUAAUUUUCGACAAGAUUUGACUUUAUAUCUGUGUCAACUUUGUUAUAAUUAUUUUUUUUCUAUAGAAAUAAUAAAACAAAGAUAAAUUUCGAAAAAACAUGUAAAAGCUGCGGUUUAAAGAUAACUAAAAGAGACAAAUAAAUUGAAACGUAACGUCA